AUGGGGCUGUUUGUGGAGCAGCAGUGCUUGAGCACCUCAAGGAUAUGGUUGCUGCUCCUGUUUGGCUUUUUGCUGCCUUUAGUCCCUUGUGCUGAUGGCCUGGGGGAUCAGGAUCUCUUGGGGGGUGUGACCUGUCACAGGGAUGGGAUGGAAGUUGAGUUUUCUGGAGAGCUUGGUAACUACUCCUGGCAUGUGUCUGUUGUAGAUGUGAAUGGUGAGGAGAUGGUGUCCUGUGACCACACAGUGGAUUAUGAGAAGUUGUUGCUCAAUGUCCUGUUUGUCAACUGCACAAGCCUGGAGCAUGGUAAGCACCAGCUAAGGUUGAGGCUGAUGUUGAAUGACACAAGAGGAGAGGAGAAGAAUGAAACCUAUAGCACUCAUUGCAAUACAGUCCAUGCUGAUGAGAUCAUUACUCCUUUCUUUGCUAGUACAACAAACUGUACCAAAGACUUCAUGGCAGUUACUUUCCCAAGACCCAUUCCAAGCUUCAGUGAGGAGCAUAUGGUUCCAGUAACUCCAAUGGCUUGGAUUCUAUCAGUUGAUGAUGGAACCAGAAUACAUCAGCUGAGCCUUGCACAAGCCAUGCAGCAAGGCUAUAGCUUUCUAGCUGAUGGCCACAACCUGGUCUUUCAGGUGGCCUUUACUGCCACUGGAGUUGUUUCCUACAAGCACAAUGAUAAGGUGCUCUACACUGUGUCACUCAAGCUUGUGUAUGGCCCUCCUGAACAUAGACUGACUGUGGAGUCAAGAAUGCUUUGUGCACCAGGUCCAGCCAUCUGCAAUGCAACACACAUGACUGUUGCCAUCCCAGCCUUCCCAGGGGCCCUUGUGGCUGUGGGUGUAGAAGAUAAAAUCAUCCCCAUGGACCAGCUUGAGGAAAAUGGGAUUGCUCUGGACACAAGGAGAGGGGUCAAGCUGCAUAUUAAAAAGGGAGUCUUGAAGUCUAGGCUACAUGGGGAGAGCUGUUCAGGGCUUCAGUCCUACUUGUCCUCUUUGAAACUGACUUUUCACUUCCAUGGGGAGACUGUGGCAAUGGUGAUGCAUCCAGAGUGCCCUUGUGACCAGCAUGCACCAAUAGCUGCUGUAUGUACCCAGGAUGGGUACAUGGAUUUUGAAAUCCUUGCUGACAGUACCAGACCACUGCUAGAUUUGGAUACACUGAGGCUCAGAGAUCCUUCAUGCCGCCCUGCCUUCAAAUCAUCUUUGAAUGACAGGGUUUGGUUUCAUGUUCCCCUGAAUGGAUGUGGGACCAGGUAUUGGUCUGAUGGGGAGAAGAUUGUUUAUGAGAACGAGGUGAGGGCAUUAUGGACAGAUCUUCCACUGCGUGGGAUCUCAAGAGACAGUGAACUCAGGCUAACAAUCCUGUGCUCCUUCAGCAAUGGUGAUGCCUCCCUCAGUAUAAAGGUAGACAACCUUCCUCCUCUGGCUUCUUCAGUGAAUCAAGGCCCCCUCUCCUUAGUCCUUCUAAGCUACCCAGAGGACUCGUUCAGGCAGCCAUACCGUGAUGAUCAGUACCCAAUAGUAAAGUACCUGCAGCAGCCCAUCUUCCUGGAGGUGCAGGUCUUGAACCGCAAUGAUCCCAACCUCCAUUUGGUACUGGAUGACUGCUGGGCCACAGCUUCAGAAGAUCCAAGCUCACUUCCCCAGUGGAAUGUUGUUGUAGAUGGGUGUGCAUAUGACCUGGAUAGCUAUAGGACUGUGUUUCACCCCGUGGGGCAUGGUGUCAGUUAUGCAAACUAUCGCCAGAGGCUGGAAGUGAAGACUUUUGCCUUUGUCUCUGGUGGCAAAGCCCUCCCUGGCCUAGUGUACUUCCAUUGCAGCAUCCUGCUCUGUGACCGUUUCCAACCAGACUCCCCUCUGUGUAUAACAAGAUGUCCAAGGCCAUCUAGAGGCAAGCGAGAGAGUGGGAUGCCAGGUGUGAACUCUGCAGUGGUGAGCCUGCAGGGUCCUGUCCUCCUUGUGCCAGAAGAAUGGUCUACAACCCAAGGGAGCACUCUCCUGAGCAAGGAAGUAUUGGCUGGCAUUAUAAUGGCUGCUGCUGGUAUUCUCUCUCUGGUGACCAUAAUGCUACUAUUUUUGGCUCUUCUUAAAUGCUUGAAGAGAAGAGCAUUCCUGGUAAAUGUACAUUAG
This is a messenger RNA of Calypte anna (Anna's hummingbird), 2130 nucleotides long. It is a transcript of the gene ZP2, whose product is annotated as zona pellucida glycoprotein 2. NCBI's taxonomy places the organism in Eukaryota, Metazoa, Chordata, Aves, Apodiformes, Trochilidae. Gene Ontology annotation, molecular function: structural constituent of egg coat; acrosin binding. The coding region runs from base 1 to 2130 and encodes 709 amino acids. Gene Ontology annotation, biological process: prevention of polyspermy; binding of sperm to zona pellucida. Gene Ontology annotation, cellular component: egg coat. The transcript is spliced from 18 exons. The record is from RefSeq and is a predicted model, not a curated record.